GAUUUGACGGAGAAUUAUCUCUAGCUAUAUAAAGGAAGAGUGGGGGGGUUGGAAAACUAAUAAAAAAACAGAGCAACUCUGUUUACUCAUCUGGUGUUAGAAUGGAUAGUUCCUCUCAUCAGCUCCUCCCCUUCAACGAAAACGACCCAGAAGACAUGCUUCUCUAUGGCAUCAUCACUUCAUACCAAGAAAAAAAAGUGACCAUCAACCAAGAGCAAGUGCAUAAGAAGAGGAGCAGCUUCCGCGGCGUGCGGAGGCGGCCGUGGGGGAAGUUCGCGGCGGAGAUAAGAGACUCCACGCGGCAUGGCGUGAGGGUGUGGCUUGGGACAUUCGACAACGCCGAGGCCGCCGCGCUGGCGUAUGACCAAGCCGCAUUCUCCAUGAGGGGCUCCGGCGCGGUGCUCAACUUCCCCGUGGAGAAGGUGAAGGAGUCUCUUAGAGACAUGAAGCUUGAUGGAUGCUCUCCCGUUGUGGCCUUGAAGAGGAGACACUCCUUGGCUGCUAAGAGGAAGAAGGAAGAUGUCCUUGUUUUCCAUGACCUUGGGGCUGAUUAUUUGGAACACUUGUUGAUGUGCUCUGAUCUACCUAGUACAACCAUUGUUUAAUCUUUCAUGACUUGCCAACAAAUAAGCUUCAGCUAUUCAGAUUUGUUAUUGCUUAUUUUUAUUUAGUGUAAUCAAUAAAAUUAUACUUCUAAGUAUUACUUGCUUGGUUAAUAUAUCCUAUGUACUUUUUUUUAGUGACCAUGGUAAUUAUGGUCAUUGAUAUUUCUUUCUUUUUUUUUUUUUUUUUGUGGUGACCAUGAUGGAGUUAUAUAUCUUGCUGGCACCCGUUUCUUAUGUUCUUUUGUUCUUGUAUUUUAUCAUUUAUCAUUUGUUUUGGUAGAAAGAACAUUUGUCAUAAUGUCAUGUUACUGAUGAUCAUAUAAUCUAUAUUUGAGUUUA
Glycine soja is the source of this 944-nucleotide messenger RNA. RefSeq names its product ethylene-responsive transcription factor 1B-like. Gene Ontology annotation, molecular function: DNA-binding transcription factor activity; DNA binding. The transcript has a single exon. Gene Ontology annotation, biological process: ethylene-activated signaling pathway; regulation of DNA-templated transcription. The record is from RefSeq and is a predicted model, not a curated record. The coding region runs from base 102 to 605 and encodes 167 amino acids. NCBI's taxonomy places the organism in Eukaryota, Viridiplantae, Streptophyta, Magnoliopsida, Fabales, Fabaceae.